Messenger RNA from Penicillium waksmanii, 2388 nucleotides. RefSeq names its product putative NRPS-like enzyme. The record is from RefSeq and is a predicted model, not a curated record. Gene Ontology annotation, cellular component: cytoplasm. Gene Ontology annotation, molecular function: phosphopantetheine binding. The transcript is spliced from 2 exons. Gene Ontology annotation, biological process: secondary metabolite biosynthetic process; amino acid activation for nonribosomal peptide biosynthetic process. Lineage: Eukaryota; Fungi; Ascomycota; Eurotiomycetes; Eurotiales; Aspergillaceae. Bases 1 to 2388 code for a protein of 795 amino acids.
AUGGCGCCCUCAAUCACGAGUCUUGAACGUGAGCGCUCUGUUAUACCCAUCAACACCUUGGAGCUAUCUAAGAAAGCUCCCACUCAGGUCACACAACAAGCCAUCGACCUUCCACUUACUCUUUCCGAAGCUUAUGUAGUUGAGGCGGUAAACUCCCAAUACUUGGAGUACUUGGAUCCAGAAUUAGGUCAGGGUCUUGAAAUCGAUUCAGUUCUCGUUGUUUGCUGGUUACUCGUGAUAUAUGGUUUCUCUCCUGUGAGAACCAUGUACCUGACCUUCCAUGCUGGAUCCAAUCUAUGCUAUAUAGAUGGCAAAAGUCAGGAUGUCAACUCACGCGCGGUUGAAUUUUCUUCGAAGCAUUCAUUGAAGGAUCUCGUUCGGGAUUUCUGUCGUAUCAAGGAGGGCAUGAACUUACCUGACCCCGAAGAAGGGUCUACUUCCGAUGAGAAGAACCACCCUCUUGCCUCGGUUGUCCACUAUGCCCGUGAACUGUUCCGCCAUAUCAUCGACUCAAAUCUUCUCUCCAGCAAGACUGAUCACCAUCUGUUCCAGAUCCCCAAUCCAAAGUUGAUGCUUAACGUGACAAACUCAAAUGGUGAUCUGCACGCACGUCUCGCUUUCUCAUCGACCGAGAUGUCCAAAGAAUUCGCAACAAGUCUUCUUCACUGCUUCAACAAGGUCGUCGCUUCAAUAUACCGCUCCCUCGGAACUUCUUUGGAUGACUUUGAUUUAUGUUCGGACCUUGACCUCAUUCUGGUGCAAAGGUUUACAAAAGAGGUCUCGGAAUCCCACGAGGUCUUACUACAUGACAUGACAUUGGAGCAUGCUCGACUAACCCCGGACGCUCCUGCAAUUUGUUCAUGGGAUGGAAGAUUCACCUACAGAGAGCUAGAUGAUCUCACAAGUCGCCUUGCUCUUCACUUGACCUCUAUUGGUGUUAGUCCUGAAACCUUCGUCCUCAGUUGUUUCGAAAAGUCAGCUUUUGCGAUUAUUGCGCGCCUGGCUAUUUUGAAAGCCGGUGGAGCGUACGUAUCCAUCGACGCGAGCGAUCCUCCCAAUUUUCUCGACUCAGUCAUCACUCGCGCUAACGCUAAAAUCAUGCUCACAUCUCCUGGGUAUGCAUCAAAAUAUGCCUCAAUUAUUUCAAACGUCAUUGCGAUUACAGAAGAGAGUCUAAAAGCACUUCCCACCGGAGAACUAUCUUCCACAGUCCAGCCAGGAAAUGCCUGUCUGAUUUUAUUCACCUCCGGCAGCACGGGUCAACCCAAAGGCAUUAUCCAGGAACAUCGAUCUUACGCCACAGCAAUCCGCGAUUACAACAAGGUCCUCGGUCUAGGUCGACACAGUCGUGUCUUCCAGUUCGACGACUAUGCAUUCGACAUCAGCAACAAUGAUUACCUCACAGCUUUGGCAGCUGGUGGCUGUUGCUGUGUUCCAACACCCAAAAAAACCAUAUCUGGUCUGAUUGAAAAUAUCAAUGUCAUGAAGGCCAACAUGAGCUUCAUGACCCCGACAAUUGCAAUUCAAGUUAACCCCAAAGAUGUCCCAUUGCUGGAACUGCUUUGCGUCGGUGGCGAACCCAUGUCAAACGACCUAAUCAUGAAAUGGGGUCCUCACGUCAAGCUGGUCAAUCAGUACGGAAUGGGCGAGGCCGCCACCUUUUGUGCCUACAACGACAACCCUAAGGCAGGCCACAAUGCCGUUGUCGGUAGAUCCGGUAGCGGUGCCAUCUGGAUCGCCAAUACUUCUUCCCCUGACCGGCCCGUUCCCGUUGGCGCUGUUGGCGAGAUCUUGAUUGAAGGUCCCCAUCUUUCCCGUGGCUACUUGGACGAUCUGUGUCAGAAACCAGAUGUGGGAUUUCUCAGUGAAGUCCCUCGGUGGAUUGCAGAUCUCCACCCGUCCCGAGCAUCAACCUCUCGCAUCUAUCGGUCUGGUGAUCUGGGGCGGUAUCGCCACGAUGGCACAGUCGAGCACAUGGGUCGAAAGGAUACACUUCUUAAACUCAACGGUGGACGUGUUGAGUCGACCGAAGUCGAGUACAUUCUUCGGAAAACUCUUUCACUUGGUGAUCUCACCGUCGUCGAUAUGCUCGGUGAGAUUGGCGGUAGCUAUGAUCCUGUUCUGGUGGCCUUUGUUUACCUGGUUGAUAACCCGACAAAUCUUCUUCCUGGAAUCCCAGACAAUGAAAUGUCGUUCCUUCCGAUAACGAACCGUGUCCGAGUGAACAGCUUGGUAGAAGCGAUGCAGAAUGAAGUCCAACGCACGCUGCCAAAACACAUGAUGCCCAGCUUGUUUCUCCUUGUCGACCGGAUUCCCCGUACUAGGUCUAACAAGCUUGAUCGCAGAAAAUUGCAUCAAUUGGCCCAAAAAUGGUAUAUAGCGGAGUAA